This is a messenger RNA of Scomber japonicus (chub mackerel), 1571 nucleotides long. It is a transcript of the gene chac1, whose product is annotated as ChaC, cation transport regulator homolog 1 (E. coli). Gene Ontology annotation, molecular function: glutathione specific gamma-glutamylcyclotransferase activity; gamma-glutamylcyclotransferase activity. The record is from RefSeq and is a predicted model, not a curated record. The transcript has 3 exons. The coding region runs from base 474 to 1064 and encodes 196 amino acids. NCBI's taxonomy places the organism in Eukaryota, Metazoa, Chordata, Actinopteri, Scombriformes, Scombridae. Gene Ontology annotation, biological process: glutathione catabolic process. Gene Ontology annotation, cellular component: cytoplasm.
GCCUCUUGUUAUCGAGGAAACCAUUCAAUCCACCGAUACUGCUCGACUACGACUAGACUACCAGCUAGUUGUUUUAACAAUAAUAUUUAAUCAGGCCUCAAUCUUUUCAUUUGUUAGUUUUAAAGUCGCGUUUUCACCGACCGGCUGAACAGCUGGUCCAAACGGUUUUGAUAUUUUUUAAUAGAUCCGAAGGGCCUAACCGGCUGCCAUGGAUUUUUAAGGCAUAAUGCGGCACCUGUAAUGCAAUGGCAAUGCAUAGUGCAAGGCAAAAACUGCGAAACUCCAUCUUCGCAACUGCUAAGCAGUUGGGCUCCAAUACCGUCCGCGGUAUACCAGCGAGCCAGCCGGUACCUCUGCUCCUGGACCGGAGGAAGCUCACGUUAGCUAGCUAGUCACCUUAGCUUAGCAUUGUGUUAAGAGAGAGAAAGUGAUCCAUAGAUUCAUUUUAACGCCGUCUACACUACCAAACAAAAAUGAAGCCUCAAGACAUAACCUCUGUGAAGAGCAGCCUGUGGAUCUUCGGGUACGGGUCGCUGGUGUGGAAACCCGACUUCAAGUACAAGAGGAGCAAAGUGGGUUUCAUCAGCGGCUACAAGAGACGCUUCUGGCACGGAGAUAACUUCCACCGUGGAAACGACGAGCUGCCCGGAAGAGUGGUGACGCUCAUUGAGGAUGAUGACGAGAGCACUUGGGGUGUGGCGUUCGAGGUGACGGGCGCUCAAGUUGAGGAGUCCCUGAAGUACCUGAAUGUGCGUGAGACAGUCUGCGGUGGCUACGUCACCAAGAUGGUUGAUUUCUACCCCGAGGGGGAGGGCCAGUCUCCGGUUCAAGCGCUGGUGUACAUCGCCACCGCUGACAACGCCCUCUACCUGGGGCCAGCCAGCCCAGAGGAGAUCGGUGCCCAGAUCGCUGUGUGCAGAGGGAAGACGGGCCACAACAUGGAGUACCUGCUCCGAUUGGCCGAGUUCAUGAGGAAGAGCUGCCCACAGGUGGAAGACCAUCACCUGUUCUCCAUCGAGACAGCGGCCCUGACCAUGGUGUCCUAUCUCUUGGCAGCCCAGUAGCUUGUACCCUUUGUCUCACUAGCUUAUAGUGUAUGAAUACACUACACACACAAAUAAACACACAUAUACAACACUGAGGCUUUUCAUCAGUCAUGUAGUCCCCCUCUGUUUUAUGUUAACAAUAUAUUCAUGACUACCAUGCAGUGUAAUUGAAUGCUACUGAAGUGAUAUCACAAGGGAGGCAUCAGUGUUUGUUUUUUUAUUUUCGAAGGGUACUGAAGCAUGACCUCAUGUUUACAUUGUAAUGUCAAAACGGAUGCAUUAGUACAUGAGUUGUAAUAGCAGUAGAUUGUUGCUUGUAUACAUUGUUGCAGUUCUGUCAUAAAAAGCUCAUUGAUGCUUUUUCAUUUGCACAGUCUAGAUUCCGUCCAGACAUUUUCAGCAAUUAAUUGUGAUGGUUAAACCUGUUUGCAAUUCACCAAACUGCUGCUGUGAUUUUUUUGUUAAAAUUUUUUUUUAAAGACCUGGUAACAUUUCCAUUCACUGUAAAGGCAAAUAAAAGAUUUA